Molecule: messenger RNA, 3063 nt
Organism: Mugil cephalus (flathead mullet)
Lineage: Eukaryota; Metazoa; Chordata; Actinopteri; Mugiliformes; Mugilidae
Product: protein mono-ADP-ribosyltransferase TIPARP-like
Exons: 6
Coding region: 96-1955 (619 amino acids)
Molecular function (GO): NAD+ poly-ADP-ribosyltransferase activity; metal ion binding
Source: RefSeq, a predicted model, not a curated record
AUUUCUGCACCGCCGCGUCCACGCUGCAGCUUCACCUUUUCUGAGCAAAUCGUUCAUAUCACGUUGAAAGCGUUUGACUUUUUAAGUCCUAAAAGAUGACUUCAUGCAACAGAGGAGUGAAGAGAAAAGCUUCGGUCCGCGUUUUGGCCGUAGAGCCUCCAUCCAAAUCCUCCAAAGUCAUAAUGCUGGGCCAGUCCCUGCUCCUCCUGGAAGUCCCCGCCGAAACCAACGUCAGCCUCCCGGUGUGGGAGGCCAUGAGGUCCAAGCGCGUGGACGUCACCUGGACCGCCACCCCCUACAGCAUCGGCGUCGCCUUCACGCCCUCCACCGCCCAGCGAGGGCAGAGCGCAGCCUUCGGCCCAGACGAGAGCACGCCGCCCUCGCCGGCCGUCCAGUCCAGCCCGGCGCAGAAGAGGUCCCGCGUGCUGCUCACCUUCUCCAAGAGCACCCAGACGCCGCCGUGUCCCGCGAGACGCCCCCAGAACCCGCCCCCGCUCCCGAACCCGUCCACGUCCCUCAUCGUGUCGUUGCCCUUGCUCAUCUCCCGGCCCCAGCCCGUCGCCACGCCGGCCAAGACCGAACCCCAACCCGUCGCCGAGGCGCCGAGCACGUCCGCUUGCAGUCUGUGCGCCCAGUCCAACGCCCCCCUCCUGUUCCACACCAGGCCCUCCUUCAACAUCCCGAUCUGCGACAGGUUCCUGCUAGACACGUGCCACGCCGGGAGGAAGUGUAAGAUGCACCACACCCCCUACCCGUUUCACUGGCAGCUGUGGUCCAACGUCACCCACCAGUGGGUGGACGUUCCCCGACGCUCCCAGGUCACACUGGAGAGGAACUACUGCGACGUCAAUCAGGAGACCAUCCACCUCAAAGAUGGGCAAAUCCGCUACACUCUGAACUUCGACCUCAUGGAGCUGGACGAUCCCUCUAAGUACGACAUUGUCCGGCGGCUCACGAACUCGGACAGUCUGCUCAAGAACCCGUAUUUCCCCAGCAAAUGGAAGCUCUACUGGUGGAACAACCGCAGCUGGGAGGAGUACAACCAGACUCUGUCCGCCCGGCUGCUGCAGAAGAUGAACGAAAAGGAGCCUGAGUGGUCCUUCACCCUCGGCUCGCAGGAAUACAAGAUGGACUUCACCAGCAUGACCCAGAUCAACGUCACCACGGGGUUCCAGAGGGAGGUUCGCUGCAGACCCGCCUACCGCUCCCCGGAGUCCAUGCGGCCCUACCUGCAGACGGGGAUCCAGGAUGACUCCCCCCAGGCCGUCCAUCACUCUCCUGCAGCCAACUUCAGCGUGGACCCUCUGGAGGAGUUCUGCAGCUGGUACCCUCCGGUGUGGUUUCGGGCCUCCGAGCAAGACUACAGCCUCGUAGAGGUUCCGGCCGGCACGCUGGCCUACCAGAUGGUCCGGGACCUCUUCCACGAGAGCCUGCCGGAGACCAGGGUGGACGUCCUCAGCGUCGAGCAGAUCCAGAACCAGCUCCACUGGGACAAGUACCAAAGGCAAAAGGUGUACAUGCAGACGCUGCACGCUCAGUCUAAGGAGCCCCUGGAGAGACACCUCUUCCACGGCACGACCAAAGAAGCCUCGGACGUGAUCUGCCACAACAACUUCGACCCCCGGGUCGCCGGCACAAACGGGAGCUCCUACGGUUUGGGCUCCUACUUCUCCACCACCUCCUCCUUGUCCCACACCUACUCCACCAAGGCGGAGCCAGACGACGUCCGCCACAUGUUCCUGGCCAAAGUCCUGGUGGGGAGGGUGAGUCUGGGGAAGUCCAGCUACCGCCGGCCGCCGCCGCUCGCCAGCUCCGGCGAGAAGCCGCACCUCCUGUACGACGCCUGCGUCGACAACAUGUCCAAGCCCAACAUGUUUGUGGUGUUCGACAGCUGCCAGUGCUACCCGUACUACCUCAUCAAGUACAAAGACGCGCCCAGAGAGGCUGAUAUUUGAUGGUACACAGGGCGGGUCGAUGGCGUAUUGGUGAUUAAGCUGUUGAUUGUUCGGUUCAUGAUGUCAAGAAAAUGUUAUCAAAUAGCGUCACCGCUGUCUUGUUCAACAUGCAGUUCAUGUGCAAUGAAGUUCGAGCAGAAGACGUGUGAGCAGACUGUUAAAAGAGUUGAAUAAAUUCCAAACAAACGAAGCAUUUAAGUUUUCAAAAUGUCUUUUAUUUUGGUUAUUUUAAAACUUUACAUUGGUGGAAAUAAGUACUUUUAUUUACCUUUUUUCUCUGUCACACAGAUGUUCUGAAUCAAAUCUGUCAGGUUCAUGAAAAUAAAAGCGAAUACAUUCAUUUCUCAGCAUGACGAAGAGGUGGGAUGUGUUUUUUUUUCUUCCGAAAACACAUCCACACGCCCGAUCGAUGGCAUCGUUUCUCUAAUUGUCUGGACUGGAAGUGUCUCGUAGCAAAAGCAUACGCGCUACAUUUGAAAAAUAGUUUUCAGUAAAUCAGUUUUUCUGUCUUUAAUAGUUAAUUGCACAUCAUAAAAAAUACAAGUGAAAUUUUAGCUAGCAAAUCUUUGCGACAUUAAUAAUAUCUUUAAACAAACCGGUUAUUUGCGUUGUUAAAGCGGAGAUUUAAAGUUCUGAGCAGAAAAAAAACACAACGUCAUAGACCAAUUUAUUUAAAACAGCAAAGAAAAUGUUUCACUGAAGGUUUUAAGGUUCAGGCCUGGACCACUUAAUGAUGACGGCAUAUAAACAGGACAGCGUCCCUUAGGUGAUUUCCAUAUUUCCCUUAUAAUUAUUAAUAAUUAUAAUAAUAAAAAAAUGGAGGUGAAGGGUCAGAGGCAGCUAAAAUUCAUUGAGACAACGUAAAAAAAAAACUGGCUCCAACUCAUGCUCUUUUUUUUUCAUAAACAAACAUUAAUAUUUUAAGAUGUUUAAAGAGUGAUAAAGUACAUCAAACAAGGAGGCGUGAUGUCCUAUUUUAUUUACAGUACGAUCUUCCUUUCUCUUUAAAUGUGCAAUUCUGCAAUCCUUUCCGUGAUGAUCCAACUUGAUAAGACAAAAAAUAUAUCACAGUCACAAGAUGCAAAUUAUACUUAUUCACAAAAGAAAA